AUGUCUGCACGAUUUGUUUUCCGGCGACCAGUGCUCCAGUCGUUAGUCCCAAGGGCUCAUGCCUCGGUGCCACGACGGGGACUCACAGCACAACAAAAACAGAUUGUGAAAUCUACCGUUCCCGCCCUUCAAGAGUAUGGAGUCACAAUCACCACACUCUUCUAUAAGCGCUUGCUAGAGAAACAUCCGGAGCUCAAGAAUAUCUUUAACACCGCUCACCAAAAGACUGGCGAGCAACCAGCAGCUUUGGCACAUGCUGUGUGGGCAUAUGCGGUUAACAUUGACCAUCCCGAAGCCCUAAGCACAGCCGUUUCUCGCAUUGGACAUAAACAUGCCAGCUUAGGGGUCAUGCCUGCCCACUACCCUAUUGUCGGCGAACACUUGCUCGCUGCAAUCAAAGAUGUCCUAGGACCCGCCGCUAACGAGAAAGUGCUCGAUGCGUGGAAGGCAGCCUACCAGCAACUCGCAGAUAUCUUUAUCAACUUUGAAAAAGGUCUCUAUGAGCAAGGUGCCAAGACACCUGGCGGGUGGAAAGGAUGGCGGAAGUUUUACAUCUCGAAGAAAGUCCAUGAGAGUGACGAAAUCAUCUCCUUCUAUCUCACUCCGGUGGACAAGGGUCCUCUGCCAUUGUACCAGCCUGGACAGUUUGUCAGUGUGCGCUGCUACGUACCAGAGCUAGGCUCCUACCAGCCUCGUCAGUACAGUUUAUCUGAUGUGCCGAACAAAGGUUACUUCCGAAUUUCCGUGAAACGAGAGUUCGCAAAGGACUCAAGGCCGGCUGGCCAAAUCUCGAACGUGCUUCACGAAUCGCUGCCGGAGGGUGCGGAAUUGGACUUGAGCAUGCCUUUCGGUGACUUCGUUCUCGACAUUAACACCACUACCCCUGCUGUCCUAAUCAGUGGAGGCGUGGGGCUCACACCCAUGAUGUCCAUGUUGAAAUCCAUCAUCAACCAGCAGGGUCAAGCACGGCCAGUCGUCUUCAUCCAUGCGGCACGCAAUGGCCGUGUCCAUGCCAUGAAGAAUGAUCUGAUUGAGAUCGUCGCCGAAAACCCGUCGGUUAGUCGCAUGGUGUUUUAUGAAAACGCCGCCAAGAACGAUGUGCAGGGUGUCGACUAUGAUCACGUAGGCCGGGUGGAUUUGACUAAAAUCAAAGACAAGGUUAUUCUCCCAGAUGCAGAUUAUUAUAUCUGUGGACCUCAGCCUUUCAUGAAGGCCCAAAGCAAGGAUCUGGAGUCUUUGGGUGUGGACCCUAAACGUAUUCAUAUGGAGGUAUUUGGAUCCCCGCGUGAUUAA
This is a messenger RNA of Penicillium griseofulvum, 1293 nucleotides long. RefSeq names its product NO-inducible flavohemoprotein. Gene Ontology annotation, cellular component: intracellular anatomical structure. The coding region runs from base 1 to 1293 and encodes 430 amino acids. Gene Ontology annotation, biological process: cellular response to nitrosative stress; nitric oxide catabolic process. Gene Ontology annotation, molecular function: FAD binding; heme binding; oxygen binding. The transcript has a single exon. NCBI's taxonomy places the organism in Eukaryota, Fungi, Ascomycota, Eurotiomycetes, Eurotiales, Aspergillaceae. The record is from RefSeq and is a predicted model, not a curated record.